Molecule: messenger RNA, 4139 nt
Organism: Symphalangus syndactylus (siamang)
Lineage: Eukaryota; Metazoa; Chordata; Mammalia; Primates; Hylobatidae
Product: 2-amino-3-ketobutyrate coenzyme A ligase, mitochondrial-like
Biological process (GO): L-threonine catabolic process; biosynthetic process
Cellular component (GO): mitochondrion
Molecular function (GO): pyridoxal phosphate binding; glycine C-acetyltransferase activity
Source: RefSeq, a predicted model, not a curated record
CAGCCUGAGUCACACAGCCAGUAAAUGGCAGAGCCAGGCUCUAGGUCUAUAUUCCUAACCUGGGGAUAAAGCAGCUUCCAGACCAGUCACACUGGCUCACUCCUGUUAUUCUAGCACUUUGGAAGUCUGAGGCGUGCAGAUUGCGUGAGCCCAGGAGUUCGAGACCAGCCUGGACAACACACUGAAACCCCAUCUCUGCAAAAAUACAAAAAAUUAGCUGGGAGUGGUGGUGCACACCUGUAGUCCCAGCUACUCGGGAGGCUGAGGCGGGAAGAUUGUUUGUGCCCAGGAGGUGGAGGUUGCAGUGAGCCAAGAUGGUGCCACUGCACUCCAGCCCGGGCAACAGAGCAAAACCCAGUCAGGAAAAAAAAAAAAAAAAAAGGCAGCUACCAAGCACACACAGGAAUUAACAAAAGUGUUUUCAGGUCAUCAAUCGUCAAUAUGUUCCUUAUGUAUCUGUUGCUAUACUACCAAAAUUGGGCAAAUAUUGCAAAGGAUGGUUUGAAUUUCUGAUGUUUUAUGUUAAUGGAAAUACUGUCUCAUGGAAACUAUAUAAGAAUGCAGAAAAUGCAAGAUCUGAGACCUCAGGAGGCCCCAGUAAACUGAACAAUCCUGUGGGACUCAGACAGAUCCUAAUUCAUCUCCUCUGAAAUCUUUUUUUUUUUUUUUUUUGAGACAGUCUUGCUCUGUCGCCCCAGCCUGGAGUGCAGCGGAGCGAUCUCGACUCACUGCAAGCUCCGCCUGCCGGGUUCACGCCCUUCUCCUGCCUCAGCCUCCUCAAUAGCUGGGACUACAGGCGCCCGCCACCACGCCAGGCUAAUUUUUUGUAUUUUUAGUAGAGACCAGGUUUCACCGUGUUAGCCAGGAUGGUUUCGAUCUCCUGACCUCAUGAUCCUCCCGUCUCGGCCUCCCAAAGUGCUGGGAUUACAGACCUGAGCCACUGCGCCCGGCUGAAAUCUUUACUAUUGUUUCAUACGGUGCUAAAUAAAGGAAGUGAGGCACGUCUACUUCCAGGAGUUUCCAGUUGUGUGGUCUGGGUUUGGUUCUCACCGAGGCUCAGGUCUACGCAAAGUCACCACAUUAAACAUUUUGGUCAGACUUUUAAAAGCGCCACAGUAUUUUAAUAUUGAUCUCUGGGGAUGCCCCAAACAAACAAGCAAAUGCAACUUUUUUUUUUUUUUUUUGAGACGGAGUCUCGCUCUGUCGCCCAGGCUGGAGUGCUGUGGCGCUAUCUCGGCUCACUGCAAGCUCCAUCGCCCAGGUUCACGCCAUUCUCCUGCCUCAGCCUCCCGAGUAGCUGGGACUACAGGUGCCCGCCACCACGCCCGGCUAAAUUUUUUGUAUUUUUAGGAGAGGUGGGGUUUCACCAUAUUCGCCAGGAUGGUCCCGAUCUCCUGACCUCGUGAUCCGCCCACCUCGGCCUCCCAAAGUGCUGGGAUUACAGGCGUGAGCCACCGCGCCCAGCUGCAAAUGCAACUUUUUAAGGAUCAAUGAAUGAACUUCUUUCAGGUGAAGCGUUUUAGUACCAACUCAGUUUUAAGCUGAUUUUUAACAUUCUCCUUCGCAGGCCUUCCCACCUCCGUCUUUGAGAGGCAAUUUCCCAAGGCAGGACCUUGCCGCGUGGCCCACUGUAUGUUUCCUAGCUACUGGACAGCUGGCUCUAUAGACGCUUCCGUGUACAUAAAUUCAGUCAUUCUUUUCUCAAAACAUAGAGUAAACCUCUGAUUUGAAAGAAAGACUCAAGCCUUAGAUACACAAAUAUCCUGCAAUCUAGAAGUCAAACGGGAGUGGAAGCUUUCAUGUCUUAGAGGCUAGAACCUGGAAUAACAGUACCCCCAGCAGACUUACCAUGAAGGGCUCUGUCCGUGUGUGCACAACUUCCCAGGCCUGAAACGUGUGCAGCAAGGAUGUCCUCAAGGGGCUCUUGUGCGCGUUGCCCUGCACCCAUGGUCCCCACAGCCGGACCAGCUCCACACACAGGGAAGGAUGGAAAGGACACCCAGAGCCAACCUGGCCCUGGGACCUCCCCUCCUGGCUUUCACGGCUCCUCAGAUUGGGUCAGUCACACGGAAAGGAUUUUCUGGAAGGAGCGCACCAGAAUUUCUGUUCUGGAAAGACGGAAGGCAGAGCUGAGUUCAUUGCUUAUGGAGGGGAGAGAAUAGCCCCUGCACAGAGCCUCCAGCGCGGCUGCCAGGGGAAGUGGAGAGGCUAGGAUCUCACUGAGAAUUUCAAGAUUGGUUUAAGGAGGGCCUUUCAAUGCAGGGGCUUGCUUGGGAUUGGGGGAAAUCAUGAUAUAGUAGUUUCAGGUUGGUGGAAACAGCUAGGCGAGGGGUUUGAAAUGUCUCAGGUGUGAAAUGUCUGUUGAUGCUUCUAUUAAAUAAAGCUCGCCUAUUAAAGAGUUGAUGGGCGUCUUGGGAAAUUCCUGUAAUAAACAAUGAAGUUAUUUGCCUGGGCAAGAGUCUCUUGGAAUAGUAAAGUUAUUGUACCAAAGACAAUGGGAGAAAAAAAGUCAUGUUAAUGCAGACAAUAAACUUGGGGGUGGAAGGGGAUAGUUUCUGCCUCAAUCUGACUAGUCAUUAGGCCUAAAGACCUGAGGGCUAGGACACAUGUCAAGUAUCUUUCAAUACAUUUAAAAAGUUAAAAAUUCGGAGGUAGGAGCGAUGUCGGCUGGGAACGCCUGGCGCGCCGCACUCUUCUGGGGGCCCCGCCGCCGCCGCGCACAGUCAGCGCUGGCCCAGCUGCGUGGCAUUCUGGAGGGGGAGCUGGAAGGCAUCUGCGGAGCUGGCACUUGGAAGAGCGAGCGGGUCAUCACGUCCCGUCAGGGGCCGCACAUCCGCGUGAACGGCGUCUCCGGAGGAAUCCUUAACUUCUGUGCCAACAACUACCUGGGCCUGAGCAGCCACCCUGAGGUGAUCCAGGCAGGUCUGCAGGCUCUGGAGGAGUUUGGAGCUGGCCUCAGCUCUGUCCGCUUUAUCUGUGGAACCCAGAGCAUCCACAAGAAUCUAGAAGCAAAAAUAGCCCACUUCCACCAGCGGGAGGAUGCCAUCUUCUAUCCCAGCUGUUUUGACGCCAAGGCCGGCCUCUUUGAGGCCCUGCUGACCCUGGAGGACGCAGUCCUGUCGGACGAGCUGAACUGCCUCCAUCAUCGACACCAUGCCUCCAUCAUCGACGCCAUCCGCCUGUGCAAGGCCCACAAGUACUGCUAUCGCCACCCGGACAUGGCCGACCUAGAAGCCAAGCUGCAGGGGGCCCAGAAGCAUCGGCUGCGCCUGGUGGCCACUGAUGGGGCCUUUUCCAUGGAUGGCGACAUCGCACGCCUGCAGGAGAUCUGCCGCUUCGCCUCUAGAUAUGGCGCCCUGGUCUUUGUGGAUGAAUGCCAUGCCACUGGCUUCCUGGGGCCCACAGGACGGGGCACAGAUGAGCCGCUGGGUGUGAUGGACCAGGUCACCAUUAUCAACUCCACCCUGGGGAAGGCCCUGGGUAGAGCAUCAGGGGGCUACACGACAGGGCCUGGGCCCCUGGUGUCCUUGCUGCGGCAGCGCGCCCGGCCCUACCUCUUCUCCAAUAGUCUGCCACCUGCUGUUGUUGGCUACGCCUCCAAGGCCCUAGAUCUGCUCAUGGAGAGUAACACCAUCGUCCAGUCUAUGGCUGCCAAGAUCCAGAGGUUCCGUAGUAAGAUGGAAGCUGCUGGCUUCACUAUCUUGGGAGCCAGUCACCCCAUCUGCCCUGUGAUCCUGGGUGAUGCCCGGCUGGCCUCUCGCAUAGUGGAUGACAUGCUGGAGAGAGGCAUCUUUGUCAUAGGGUUCAGCUACCCCGUGGUCCCCAAGGGCAAGGCCUGGAUCCGGGUACAGAUCUCAGCAGUGCACAGCGAGGAAGACAUUGACCGCUGCGAGGAGGCCUUCGUGGAAGUGGGGCGACUGCACAGGGCACUGCCCUGAGCUCUGAGUAAGGACGAGAAGAGCCAAGGUCCACCUACUGCCACAGGGUCAAAGGAGGUUUUUGAUCAGCCCAGACCAGAGGCUCUGAGCCCUGAACCAAAGUCCCAGAGCUGGGCUGGGAUGUGGCCUGUGCUGAGGGCUGUGAGAAUGUGAAACAACAGUGUGAAAAUUGGCUGUGGCAAAAAAAAAAAAAGUUAAAAA